GCGUACAAUGGCAAAGGAAGACGACGAAUCGCCAGACGAGAGAAGUGAAGCCGCAGUCGUCGUUCUUGGUGAUGUCGGCAGAAGCCCACGAAUGUGUAAUCACGCAAAAAUGCUCGCUGAUGAAGGAUUUGAUGUCAAACUUAUUGGAUUUUUCGAUUCUAUUCCAGGAGAACAAAUUAUGAAUCAUCCAAGGAUAAAAAUAGUUGGAAUCCCGCCACCUCCUGACUUCAUGGAUUCGUUACCAGCUUUCGUGCAACUUCCACUGAAACUUUUUUGGAACUUUAUAACUCUUUUCUUGGCUCUCGCUUUUCAAACAAGCGCCUUUAAUUUAAGAAUUAUUCUUAUGCAGAAUCCGCCGGCGCUUCCGACGAUGAUAGUUUGUUUCAUGUUUUCCAUAUUCAAAUUCGCAAAAUUCUCAAUUGAUUGGCACAAUUACAUGUAUUCAAUUCUACAAAAUAAAUACCAAUUGACCGAUGAUCAAGUUUUUGGAAACGAUAAAAAAACCAAAAAAGCCCAAAUUGUGAGAUGUGUUGGAUUCCUAGAAGGUCUAUGUGGAAAACUAUCCGAUUAUAAUCUGUGUGUAACAAAUGCCAUGCGUCGAGAUCUCAUGGAUCGAUGGGGCAUCAGAGCCAGCACAUUCUAUGAUAGGCCGCCGACGUGGAAAUUUAGAGACACAACAAUACAAGAGAUCCAUGAUUUGUAUCUAAGACUUUCACAAAAGGAACGAAUUCUACAAGGAAAAGACGAAGACUCCACAAUUCUGACUCAUAAAUCUUCGAACGGAGUAGUGCAGCUACUAACAACUCGACCCAUUGUGUUUCUCUCUUCCACAUCCUGGACACCUGAUGAACGGUUUGAAAUUCUUCUCGAUGCGCUGGUUGCAUAUGACAAAACAAUCGGACUCCCGCGAGUUUUGAUGAUUAUCACUGGAAAAGGUCCACUGAAAGCGAAAUAUUUACAAGAAAUUCACGAGAAAAAUCUGAAGAAUGUCGAUGUAUUGACUCCAUGGUUGGAAGCAGAAGAUUAUCCAAAGAUUCUAGCCUCUGCUGACUUAGGAAUCUCUUUGCACACAAGCACGUCUGGAUUGGAUCUUCCGAUGAAAGUUGUUGAUAUGUUUGGAGCUAAAGUUCCAGCAUUGGCUCUAAAAUUCAAAUGUAUUGAUGAGCUCGUUGAGGAGAAAACUAAUGGAUAUCUUUUCGAUGAUUCUGAGCAGUUGAGUCGUCAAAUUAUUGAACUUUCUCGUGGAUUCCCAAAUAAUUGCAAUGAAUUGAUACGGCUCAAGAAGAAUACACAGGAGCAAAAAUUCGAUUCUUGGGAAGUGAUGUGGAAGAGAUCAGCUACCUCUGGUGCAGACUUUCGAGUUCCAGACAAUGGAUUCGCCAAACUUCGUGCAAUUAUUCAAUUCUCAUUUUUCGCUAUUUUAUUGAUCAUGCCGAUUCACUUAUUUAUGGGCACUUUUUCGGGGGCAUUCAGAUCGCUUUAAUUUUUUUUCGGGGUUUUGUACAUUCAAUAAACUAUUGGCC
This is a messenger RNA of Caenorhabditis elegans, 1523 nucleotides long. It is a transcript of the gene algn-1, whose product is annotated as Chitobiosyldiphosphodolichol beta-mannosyltransferase. Gene Ontology annotation, molecular function: mannosyltransferase activity. The record is from RefSeq and is marked reviewed. Lineage: Eukaryota; Metazoa; Nematoda; Chromadorea; Rhabditida; Rhabditidae. Gene Ontology annotation, cellular component: endoplasmic reticulum membrane. The transcript has 6 exons. Bases 8 to 1483 code for a protein of 491 amino acids.